CGGCGAGGACUCCGACUCGGAGGAGGACGAGGGCGGGCGCGGCGCCGGGGCCGGCAGCUCGGGGGGCUCGGAGUGCGGGGGCCCCGGGGCCGGCGGGCCCGAGGAGAGCCGGGCCAGCCCGCUGCGUCGCGGCUACGUGCGGGUCCAGUGGUACCCGGAGGGCAUCAAGCAGCACGUCAAGGAGACCAAGCUGAAGCUUGAGGAUCGCUCGGUUGUCCCUCGGGAUGUGGUCAGACACAUGAGCUCAAAUGACAGCCAGUGCGGGACUGUAAUCGAUGUAAACAUAGAGUGUGCUGUGAAGCUGGUAGGAACCAACUGUAUCCUCUAUCCUGUCAACAGCAAAGACCUACAGCAUAUCUGGCCAUUUAUGUACGGCGACUACAUAGCCUUUGACUGUUGGCUAGGGAAAGUCUAUGACUUAAAGAACCAAGUCAUCCUGAAGCUCUCCAAUGGAGCCAGGUGUUCUAUGAGCACGGAAGAUGGAGCAAAGCUUUAUGAUGUUUGCCCUCAUGUCAGUGACUCAGGCCUUUUCUUUGAUGACUCAUACGGCUUUUAUCCUGGGCAAGUCCUCAUUGGUCCCUCAAAAGUCUUCUCCAGUGUGCAGUGGCUUUCAGGUGUGAAGCCUGUCCUGAGCACAAAGAGCAAGUUCAGAGUGGUGGUGGAAGAGGUACAAGUGGUGGAACUAAAGGUUACUUGGAUCACUAAAAGUUUCUGUCCUGGAGGUACUGACAGUGUAAGUCCCCCACCUUCGGUAAUCACGCAGGAGAACUUGUCCAGAGUAAAGCGUCUGGGGUGCUUCGACCAUGCACAGAGGCAGCUCGGGGAAAGAUGCCUCUACGUAUUUCCUGCCAAAGUGGAACCUGCAAAAAUCACUUGUGAAUGUCCAGAGAGAAACUGUGUUCUGGGGGAAGGAUCAGUCGCCAAGAAGGUGAGGAGGUUGCUGAAAAAACAGAUUGUGAAGAUCAUGUCAUGCACCCCAGAUUCUCAGGGUACCAAUGAACCACCCGAUGGAGAGUCUACUGCAGCUGCUGACCAAAAAUUGGAAGAACUUAAAACCAGAUCCAAAUGUGAACUAGGGGACUCUGCCAAUGGCACACUAAACCUGGGGGAGAUAAAGGACGAGCAGCCUGAAGAAAUGGGAAAGGAGACUUCUUGCAUAGCAGCGGGGCGACAACAGCAGCCACCUUUCCUGUUGAAAGAGGAUGGGUCACCUGACUACAGGCUCCAGUCAAUGGAACAAGAUGCCGAUGAUGAGGCAGCCGACGACACAGAUGACACCAGCUCUGUGACCUCUUCAGCGAGCUCCACUGCCUCUUCCCAGAGUGGCAGCGGCAUAGGGCGCAAGAAGAGCAUUCCCCUCUCUAUCAAAAACUUGAAGCGGAAGCAUAAGAAGAAGAAGACUAAGAUCUCCAGGGAGUUUAAACCAGGAGACAGAGUUGCUGUAGAAGUGGUGACCACGAUGACUUCGGCUGAUGUGAUGUGGCAGGAUGGCACUGUGGAGACCAAUAUUCGCUCCAACGAGUUGUUCCCGGUCCAUCAUCUGGACAACAAUGAGUUUUGCCCUGGGGACUUCGUGGUGGACAAAAGAGCUCAGACCUCCCAGGACCCUGCUGUGUACGGAGUGGUGCAGUCAGGCGACCACAUCGGCCGCACCUGUGUGGUGAAGUGGUUCAAGCUGAAGGCCAGCGGAGACGAUGUCGAGCUGAUGGGGGAGGAGGAGGAUGUGAGUGUGUAUGAUAUUGCUGAUCACCCCGACUUCCGCUUCCGAACCACCGACAUCGUGAUUCGCAUUGGCAAUGCCGAGGAGGGAGCCGUGGCCAAGGAAGAUGAGCCCUCGGUAGGACAGGUGGCUCGCGUUGAUGUCAGCAGCAAAGUAGAAGUAGUCUGGGCUGAUAACUCCAAGACCAUUAUUCUGCCUCAGCACUUGUACAACAUAGAAUCGGAGAUCGAAGAAUCUGACUAUGAUUCUGUAGAUGGCAGCACCAGUGGGGCAUCCUCCGAUGAAUGGGAGGAUGAGAGCGAUAGCUGGGAGACGGACAAUGGCCUUAUGGAAGACGACCACCCAAAAACUGAAGAGCCGGAGCCUGAGGAGCCUGUAGCGGAAGAGGUGAAAAAAGUAGAGGAACAAGUGCAGGGUGCUGUGGCUAUGGCGGUUGCUGAUCUAACUGCAGAGAAAGCUGGGAAAGAGGGAGCACCAAAGAGUUUCCGAGAGCUGAAGGAGGCCAUCAAGAUCUUAGAGAGCCUGAAGAACAUGACUGUGGAGCAGCUGCUAACGGGCUCUCCCACUUCGCCGACAGUAGAGCCCGAAAAGCCCACCCGGGAGAAGAAGUUCUUGGAUGACAUCAAAAAGCUGCAGGAGAAUCUGAAGAAGACCCUGGAUAACGUGGCCAUUGUGGAGGAGGAGAAGAUGGAAGCUAUGGUGGAGACGGAGAAGAAAGAAGAAAAAGCUGAGGCGCAGACGCCGGUGAGGUCGGAGUGGCCUAGUGAGACCCCAGUGCUCUGCCAGCAGAGCGGAGGCAAGCCUGGAGUCACCUUCACAAGUGCCAAGGGGGAGGUCUUCUCUGUGCUGGAAUAUGCCCCAGAUACCCACGCGUUUAAGAAAAUGGAGUUCCAACCACCAGAAGCUAAGAAGUUCUUCAGCACAGUCAGGAAAGAAAUGGCAUUGCUGGCAACCUCUCUGCCUGAUGGCAUCAUGGUCAAGACGUUUGAAGACAGAAUGGAUCUCUUCUCAGCACUUAUUAAAGGACCCACACGCACUCCUUACGAAGACGGCCUCUUCUUGUUCGAUAUCCAGUUACCCAACAUCUACCCGGCUGUCCCCCCUCUCUUCCGCUACCUCUCCCAGUGCAGCGGGAGACUGAACCCCAACCUGUACGACAAUGGCAAGGUUUGCGUCAGCCUUCUGGGGACCUGGAUAGGAAAGGGCACAGAAAGGUGGACCAGCAAAUCCAGCCUUCUCCAGGUGCUCAUCUCUAUCCAAGGACUGAUCCUAGUGAAUGAGCCCUAUUACAACGAGGCCGGGUUCGACAGUGACCGGGGCCUUCAGGAGGGCUACGAGAACAGCCGCUGCUACAAUGAGAUGGCCUUGAUCCGCGUGGUCCAGUCAAUGAUGCAGAUGCUGCGCAAGCCGGUGGAGGUCUUCGAGCACGAGAUCCGCGAGCACUUCCGCUGCAACGGCUGGCGCCUGGUCUACCGGAUAGAGUCCUGGCUAGAGACCAACGAACUGGUGGAAAGGAGCCACGAGCACCCCAAUGGGGCUGAUUCCUCCUCUCUCCUUUCUGUUUGUGGCACCCUGGCUGAGAGCCCGGUUGACAGUAUGGGAUUUCAGGGCGAGUACAGCAGCCCCUUGGAGCAGGAGCUGGGGGCAGCAGCGGCGGCUGAAUUUUCCGACUUGGCGCUAGAAGGGAAGGAGGAGCUGGAAGACUCUGGAUGUGGAGCCUCGACGCUCGCGGCCAGCGACGGCCAUCAGUAUUCAGACUCCGAGAGCAUGGGCCACGCCAGAGGGCUCCUCCUGGCGAGAGACCUAACGGACGCGUGUAAAGCCGCCCAGGACUCUGCCUCGCAGCCUAGUGUGAAACCAAAGAAAAGGAGAAAGAGCUACAGGAGUUUCCUCCCCGAGAAGAGCGGUUACCCUGACAUCGGCUUUCCCCUCUUCCCCCUGUCCAAGGGGUUCAUUAAAAGCAUCCGUGGUGUCUUGCAGCAGUACCGGGCAGCCUUAGUAGAGGCCAAUAUCCCUGAGUGGAGAGAGGACAAGUGAAACGUCGGGUUAGGGGCAGACAGAUGCAGAAGAGAAGGGGGAAGCAGCAAGGAAAUCAGCCAACGCUGUUCCCAAUAAACUGGCCUUGCUCGUUCCUGGCUCUCUUCCCCAGUUUGGUGUGUUUAUAAAGACGGCAGUAGCCCAAAUAGCUCAUUCCUUGGUCUUUACUUCCCCCAACCCCACCCCCGUUCCUCACGCUCAUUUGAUCCUGAAGUGUAAGGAGUUGAGCCUUCCAAAGCAGUCUUGCAGCUGGGACCCUCAGUGCUCUUUGGUCCCCGGGCACCUCUCGGUGCACCGUGGGCUCCACCCCCUGGCUGCUAUGUCUGACCCCAACGUUCCAGUUGGGAUUCAGCCCUAAAGGUAUGGUUACUGUGGUGUCCAGUGCUGAGAGGCCGUGUCCUCCCAGUCCUUCCGUUUCCCUUCACUACCACGUCUUGUGGCUUUCAUGAAGUCUGUUCCAGCUUGAGAAUACUUUGACAUUAGACUCUGGUUGCAUCAAAGUCUCCUGCUCCCUGUGGGGUGCCUGCCCAUAGCUGGUCACUGGCAGAUUCUCAGCUCACCCACUCCUUUCUUUGGUACUUAGGGUGCAGAGAUGAAGUGAUAGACAGGUUCCUGUUCAGCCUUGGGCAAUACCCUGGGGUUUCCCUGUGGUCCUGGCCCUCUGAUCUCUCGCGUGGAAGUAAUUUCUCCAAAACAGUAAACACAUUUCCACUCCCCGUCCUCGCCAGAUCCUGCUUGCGCUUUGCAAACGUACACGAGUCAGCUUCCUGCUGGCACUAUUCCAUCCAGCAGGAGCCUGGGAGCCCCAUGUGCACUGCUUCAGCUUGAGUCCAAUUGAUCAGCAGCAAAGGUGGAUCUAGGGUAGAUGAUGUAGCUUCUGUGUGGAUGUUGAACCUAGUGCCGCUGAUCCCUCUGCACCUCUUCAGUUGUUGAUAAAUUUCUCAGGCUGCAGCUGUUCCUGAGGCUAAAUCACAAGUAUAGACCUGUACCUGUGCAGUGUGACUUCACUCCUGCUGCGGCAGCACGGGCUGCAGUAGGACACCGCAUCUUUAACAAACACAGCUUUCACGGUGUGAGCCACUGCUCCUCCCCAACCCUGCACAGGCCGGAAGCCAGCAGCAUUGGAGACCUUGCAUGUACAUCCGUAGUGCCCUCUACGGUGCUGCCCGGUAGCUAUAGGACACGGCUAGUGGGACACGUGUGCGUUAGCGGAGAGGGGUUUACACUGAGUACUUUGAAGGGGGUUUGAUGAAAGCAGUGACUAUCUGGGGGCUUCCUAUUCCAAGUGUCUGCAGCGUGCUUUCUGUGCGCUGCUGGAGACCCCCGGUCAAGCCCAGCUAGAUUUGUCAGGAGUCGAGUCUGACAGCAAGCUCCCAUCCAACAUAGAUGAGAGAAGCCCGUUUUCUGCCACAGAGGCGGGCCAGCUGUGUCCUCCCCAGUGGAUGAAACUAGCUAGUGAUGCCAAGCUUCCACAUGGAAGCAAUAGCUAAGCUUGUCUUUCAGCAUGGCUAGUAAAGAUGGGAAAUGAGGCUAAUUCCUCACAGGAAACCAAGCCUAAUUCCUCCUUACCAGCUCUCCCGCCACUGCUACCCCUGCCAAAGCCAGGGGCUGUCGGGGUUCUGAAUUUGAAGCUGAGGGCGGAAGCGUCAGCAGGCCGUCUCGCCACGUUUGCAAAGUGCUCCCGGCUGCCUGGAUGGGUUUGGAGCUCAACUACCCAUUAUCCACUGGAAGAAAUUUGAUAAGGGUCCCAUUGGCUACAUCCAGCCUGGGGUCAGACUUCCCCACUGGAACAGUGUGCCACUGGGACGGGGUCUCUCUCACACUGACUCUGGUCUCCACGUCAGCACUGCAGAAUCCUCUGCACUAGCUGCCACGAUUGCUCAGGAGAGCUGCAGGUCUGGAUUAGGGAGCUGUGGGGGUGGCUGCACGUUAGGCUUGAGCGGCAGUAGCAUUGUGGGGGUGGGUCUGGUGCAGUAGUUCCUGGCUAUCCUCCAUGCUAACCAGCAUUUCAUGAGCAAGAAAACUGACUCCAGUGUAAAAGGGCAGGGCUGGGAUGCUAACUGACGUUGUCCUUUGGGGGUGAGAGGCAUCUGAUGCAGGGGGUUGCUCCACACGUUACUAGACGUCUUACUCAUUGUACUGAAGGCCAGACUACGACUUACAGACUCAUUUCCUUUGGUGUGUCACUGCAUUCCUCUCUCUGCAAAAGGACGGGGGAGGAGGAAUUGACAAGCUGCUUAUUAGAAAGACACAAGUAGAGAACAGAAUCUGCUCACGUGCCUGGGGGUCUCUAGCACUGCCCACCCACACAACACACUCUGUCUCUCUCUAGUUGUUUCUCUUUAUCUUCUCCUGGAAGGGUGGAGGGGACUAGUUGCCACAGCAAAAGCCAGCUGUAGGAACUGAUCUGCUUGGAGGAAGGUGGUGGGAGAAGAGGUGCCAUUGUGAGAGCCAGCCUGACUGUAUGCCAGAUGGUUCCUUCCCCCCCCCUAAGAAGGCUGCCUCUCUAAUCAUAACCAAGAGCUUUGCACAGGAUCCUGGAGUUUUCAGCUGGGAAAGCUCUUGCUUAUUGGCCUUGGGGAGGUGGGGGGUAGUGGGGAGGCUCUCCUGUCCCUUAAUAGCAUUGCUGGAGCGUUCCUUGCUCUUCGUAGCUGUCUGUCCCUAACUGAGAUGCGCACAGAGGUUUACAAGUUUUCUAAGCUUUUGAUCAUGUGAAGCUCCGGGUCUGAGAUUGCUGUUGAGCACACUGCAGCUAUGUAAUUUUUUUGGUGUACGUAUGUAAUAUUUAAAGGUUAAAAACAAAAUUUAAAAAGGCAAAACAAAAAAGUU
Messenger RNA from Mauremys reevesii (Reeves's turtle), 6586 nucleotides. RefSeq names its product ubiquitin conjugating enzyme E2 O (gene UBE2O). Bases 239 to 3757 code for a protein of 1172 amino acids. Lineage: Eukaryota; Metazoa; Chordata; Testudines; Geoemydidae. The transcript has 18 exons. The record is from RefSeq and is a predicted model, not a curated record.